GCUGGGAGCGGCGGCAGGGAGGGCUGGCUGAGGCGCCGGGCCUGGGGCUGGUGUGUGGGGCCGGGGUCGCAGCCGCAGCCGCAGCCGCAGCGUCGGGGCCGAGGGGCGCGAUGCCGGAGCUGGCCGUGGACCGGGUGGUGGUUCACCCGCUGGUGCUGCUCAGCGUGGUGGAUCACUUCAACAGAAUAGGAAAAGUUGGGAAUCAGAAGCGAGUUGUUGGAGUGUUGCUGGGCUCUUGGCAGAAGAAAAUAUUAGAUGUAUCCAACAGUUUUGCAGUCCCUUUCGAUGAGGAUGAUAAAGAUGACUCUGUGUGGUUUCUAGACCAUGAUUAUCUGGAGAACAUGUAUGGAAUGUUUAAAAAAGUCAAUGCUAGGGAAAGAAUUGUUGGAUGGUACCACACAGGCCCCAAACUACACAAGAAUGACAUUGCCAUCAAUGAACUAAUGAAAAGAUACUGUCCUAAUUCUGUAUUGGUAAUUAUUGAUGUAAAGCCAAAAGACCUGGGGCUGCCAACAGAAGCCUAUAUUUCAGUUGAAGAAGUUCAUGAUGAUGGAACUCCAACCUCCAAGACUUUUGAACAUGUGACCAGUGAAAUUGGAGCUGAGGAAGCAGAGGAAGUUGGUGUUGAACACUUGUUACGAGAUAUUAAAGACACAACAGUGGGCACUCUGUCCCAGCGCAUCACAAACCAGGUCCAUGGUUUGAAGGGACUGAACUCCAAGCUUCUGGAUAUCAGGAGCUACCUAGAGAAAGUGGCCAUGGGCAAACUACCCAUCAAUCACCAGAUCAUCUACCAGCUUCAGGAUGUCUUCAACCUGCUGCCAGAUGUCAAUCUGCAGGAGUUUGUCAAGGCCUUUUACCUGAAGACCAAUGACCAGAUGGUGGUGGUCUACUUGGCUUCUCUUAUCCGGUCUGUGGUUGCCCUGCACAACCUCAUCAACAACAAGAUUGCCAACAGAGAUGCAGAGAAGAAGGAAGGUCAGGAAAAGGAGGAAAGCAAAAAGGAGAGAAAAGAUGAGAAGGAGAAAGACAAAGAGAAGAGUGAUGGCAAGAAAGAGGAGAAAAAAGAGAAAAAAUAAAGUGUAGUUUUUUAUUUGUAAAUUAAAAUCUUGUAAACUAAA
This is a messenger RNA of Caretta caretta (loggerhead turtle), 1121 nucleotides long. It is a transcript of the gene PSMD7, whose product is annotated as proteasome 26S subunit, non-ATPase 7. Gene Ontology annotation, cellular component: proteasome regulatory particle; proteasome complex. Gene Ontology annotation, biological process: proteasome-mediated ubiquitin-dependent protein catabolic process. Gene Ontology annotation, molecular function: protein binding; metallopeptidase activity. NCBI's taxonomy places the organism in Eukaryota, Metazoa, Chordata, Testudines, Cheloniidae. The record is from RefSeq and is a predicted model, not a curated record.